CGUAUACUGUGUGUGGGUGUAACGUUUCUCAGCGGCUGAAAAACGCGUACUUUCUCUUCUUUCUUGAAACCACACAGGCUCAAUCUGUCUCUCUCCGCGAUGGGAGUGGACUUCACGGAGCCGGAUGUUCCCGCAGACGCGGUGGGCCGGCGUGUGUUCUGCGGUGUGGACCGGGCGACGGUGCGGUACGUGGGCCCGGUACCACCGACACCAGGUCUGUGGCUCGGUGUAGAGUGGGACGACCCCAGCAGAGGCAAACAUGACGGCAGCCAUGGUGGCGUGCACUACUUCACAUGCAGACACUCUACAGGCGCGUCCUUCGUGCGCCCGGCGAAGGUCAACUUCGGCGUGGAUUACCUCACCGCCGUGCGACAAGUUUACCAUGACAACACAGAGAAUGAGCCGAGUGAGGACACGCCCAUCCCGGUGAUGUGGACGCACGUCAAGGAGCAAAGUUUACAGAAUCGUACGUCAGUGUUGCUUCAUAAAACCGGAGUGAACGGCGCCGGCGCUGAAGGAGAAAUCCGCAAAGUGACGCCCAACGUCAAGUGGUUGGACCUGAGUCGCAGUUUGAUUUCCCGCUGGAGCGACGUGAUCGACAUCUGUGAACAACUGGACCGACUGGAAAAGCUGGUGCUCAGUUUCAACAGGCUACGUUUGACCUCUGACCCCUCGCUGCACUGCCGAGCGUUCUGUCGACUCACAGUUUUAACGCUGCAUGACUGUGACCUCACCUGGCCUCAGAUCCUGGAGUGCGCCCCCAUGUGGCCACAGCUGGAGGAGCUGUCUGUGCCAGAGAACAACAUCACAGAGCUGCAGAGACCAGUCGACGUCCUCCAGAACAUCCGCAGCCUCAAUAUUUCGUCAAAUCCUUUGCAGCAGGAAACUGUCCUGUGUCUCUCUGCUCUGCCCAGACUCGAGCUGUUGAACUUGUCCAACACUGGACUGUCCAUCAUCAGGUUUGAGGACGCUGCUCCUGGUUGUCAGACUGCAAUGUUUCCAACUCUGAAAGAACUCUACAUCAAUGACAACAACAUCUCUGAGUGGUGUGUGGUGGACGAGUUGGCCAAACUUCGUGGUCUGGUGAAGUUGUCGUGUCGUCACAAUCGUCUGACGACCAGUGACAGAAAUCGUAAAACAGCUGAUCAGAUUCUGAUCGCGAAACUGGGACGACUGAGUGUUUUAAACAACUGUCAGAUUCAUGCAGAGGAGAGGAGGGGGGCAGAGCUUGACUACCUCAAGAUGUUUGGAGAGGAGUGGCUAAAGGCGGGGGGGCCGGGUCAGAGCAAUGCCGAGUUCGCUUGUCAACAUCCUCGCUACCAGAGCCUCAUUGACAAGUACGGAGCUCCAGAAGAAGGAGAACUGAAAAAGCCUCAGCCGUUGACUCUGAAGAAUCAGCUGUUAAAAAUCACGUUUGUGUUUCCUGACGAUGCCGAGCGAUCGCAGAUCGAGAAGAAACUUCCAGCCUCCAUGAUGGUUCAGAAGAUGAAAGGUUUCCUCCACAGACUUCUGAAGAUUCCAGCCACAGAUCUGAGGCUCAGCUACAGCAGCCCCAUGAAGGCAGAGACAGAGUUUGAAAUAGACAACGACCUGAAGACUCUUUUUUUUUACUCCAUAGAGGACGGAGACCAAGUCCUGGUGCGCUGGUCCUGACCCGGACCAGAACCAGGACCUGUACUCAGUCCUGUCAUGUUGGUCUUUUGAAACCAUGAUAAAACAAUAAUGUGAUCAUCUUCAUCAUGUCAUAAUUUUAUAAUAAGUUGCAGUUAUUAUUACAAAAUGUAAGAAAAUGUAAUAUUACCGUGCUUUAUUAAAGCUACCAGCAGGUGGCGUUAUGCCCUCAA
This is a messenger RNA of Solea senegalensis (Senegalese sole), 1844 nucleotides long. RefSeq names its product tubulin folding cofactor E (gene tbce). Gene Ontology annotation, biological process: protein folding. NCBI's taxonomy places the organism in Eukaryota, Metazoa, Chordata, Actinopteri, Pleuronectiformes, Soleidae. Bases 100 to 1653 code for a protein of 517 amino acids. The transcript has 17 exons. Gene Ontology annotation, molecular function: alpha-tubulin binding. The record is from RefSeq and is a predicted model, not a curated record.